This is a messenger RNA of Paramecium primaurelia, 1951 nucleotides long. Lineage: Eukaryota; Ciliophora; Oligohymenophorea; Peniculida; Parameciidae. The record is from the annotation of a GenBank genome assembly.
AUGAAAUCAUAGAUUGAAGUUUUAAUUCAUUUCAAGAAAUUCACAAACAUUGAUCUUUUUACCUAAGGAAUCUAUUAGAUAAGAGUCCAUAUAGUAAUAAUUCUAAUCAUCAUAAUUAGCCCGAAGCUUAACCUUACUUGAUCUUUAAGUCUAUAAGACAAGAUCCAUUUACAACCAAUGAGGUUGAUAAAAAUUUUGUAUUUUAUGAAGAGAACAUAGAAGACAAAUACUUUUAUUCAUAAGGAUUUUUGAUUAGAUAUGAAGAUGAACAAAUGUCAACUAAUAUUGGAUGCCUAUUUCGAUAAUAAGAAACUCAAAAUAUAGAAAUCGUUAUUGAAUUAUUAUUUCUUGAUAAAAAACUUUUAGGAGACAUAUAUGUGGAUGACUUAUAGUCUGUUGCCUUGUCACUUAGAUAAUAAAUGCAAAUAAUAUCAAAGGCCACAUUAACAGUGUCUAAUCCAUUAAUAUAUAAUUAAGCAUAUUAUCCUGUAGAAUUUGAUUCUGCCCACUUUUCUUUAUUAGAAACUUAGAUACAUACAAUUCCAAUAUAGUUUUCAUUUACAAAGUAGCAAUUAAUUAACGAAUUUAAAACAUAAGAAUAAUUUAAUGAAGUUAUUAAUAAAUCCAUUUAUUUGUUGUUGAAUAAUAGAGAAUAGUUAAUAAAAUAACUCAAUAAUUUAUAGAAUGAGAAGAAACUAAGACAAUUUUAAUAUUAAGAGAAAUAAAUAGAUUUCAAGGAUGAUGAUAAAGAAGAUUAAAUUAUACAAGUAUAUUCUUAUCCAUCAAUAGAGUCUACAUGAUCUUCAUCAUGAUAUGUAUAUAUUAUGGUGUGAACUAGUGGAUGCAAUCAAGGAGAACCCUCAAAAGUUAUAAGAUUAAUUGGAAUAAGAAUUUUUAUGUCAAAUGAUCUAAAGGUGGUAAAAUUGUGUACUUUUAAAUAAAUCUGAAGUUAAAUAAUUGGAUUAAGUUCAAUAAAAUGGAAGAAAUAAUCAUGAAAUAGCAAAGUUGAAGAGAAAUUAACUUUUUUCAUAAGAAAUAGAUGCUAUAAGAUAUAUAGAAUUGCUUCAACCUCUAAAUACAAAUCCAUUUAUAUUCAAAUAAACUUGUGUUUAAAAUGGAUUUUACUAGAAGCCUUAAAAUUCUUAUGUUCAUUAUGUUGUCUUAGUUCAUGGAUAUUAAGGUACAUCAUAUGAUAUGAGAUAUUGGAAAUCUAUAUUGACAAUUAGAUUUAAAGAUAAAAUUAGAUUAAUUUGUCCAACAUGUAAUGAUGGCACUUCCAAUAAACCAAUUUAAGAAUAAGCUAAAUUACUUGCUGAUGAAAUUGAAAACUAUUUAAGUGAUGAAAAUAUAAAUGAAUAUAGAUUGUCAUUUAUUGGUCAUUCUCUUGGAGGACUUAUUAUAAGAGCAGCUCUUCCUUAAUUGAGGGAAUAUAAAGAAUUUAUGCACACUUAUGUUAGUCUAGGAUCACCUCAUUGUGGAUAUGCUUCAUCUGAAAGUGUUUUAGUUGAUACUGGUUUGAUGAUGAUCUAAAAAUGGAAUAAAUGUAAAACACUUGAAGAAUUAAGUUAAAGAGAUCAUAAAGAUGUUAAAAAUACUUAUAUAUAUAAUUUGAGUAAAGCAGAGGGAUUGAAUUGGUUCAAUAAUGUUGUUGUAAUGUCUUCAUUUCAAGAUCAUUAUGUACCUUUUCAUUCUGCUUUGAUAUAGAAAAUUGAGAAUGUUAAUGAUCAAAAAGUUUAGGCAUAUAAUGAAAUAGUUUCAAAUAUUUUAUCAAAAUGUGGUAAAAUAGAUAGAUUUGACAUAAAUUUCUAAAUAACUAAAAAGUAAUAAUAAUAAUUAGUAUUAUUAUAGGAAAUUAGAUAAAUUUAUAGGAAGAGCAGCUCAUAUUGAAUUUAUCGAUAAUUUAACAUUAGUAAAAAUGUUUGUUUACUUGUACGAUGAAUAUUUUCAUUGA